Ruditapes philippinarum (Manila clam) is the source of this 7563-nucleotide messenger RNA. RefSeq names its product E3 ubiquitin-protein ligase TRIM33-like. The transcript has a single exon. The record is from RefSeq and is a predicted model, not a curated record. Gene Ontology annotation, biological process: positive regulation of DNA-templated transcription. Gene Ontology annotation, molecular function: ubiquitin-protein transferase activity; zinc ion binding. Bases 3493 to 4476 code for a protein of 327 amino acids. Gene Ontology annotation, cellular component: chromatin; nucleoplasm. NCBI's taxonomy places the organism in Eukaryota, Metazoa, Mollusca, Bivalvia, Venerida, Veneridae.
AGCCUGCGCAUCCGCGCAGUCUGAUCAGGAUCCAUGCUGUUCGCUAUCAGUUUCUCUACUUGAAAUAGAGUUGGUAAGCGAACAGCAUGGAUCCUGAUCAGACUGCGCGGAUGCGCAGGCUGGUCUGGAUCCAUGCUGGUCGCAAACGCACUAUGUUGGUUUUGUCGUGACACGGCUUAUGUGUACAGUGCAUAAAAGUGAUAUAAAAGAAAAGGGUCAAAAGUUUAAACACCAUUAUCAUAGGCACUUCCUCUGAAGAAACUAUUGACUAAUUUAAAUGUAGAGUUUGGUGAUUUUAAAAUUCCAAUAUUCUUUUUUCAAGUAAUUCAUAUUUUCGUAACUUAUUAGAUUCAACAAAUGUUUAUGAAGAAUGAGAAAAAAAUGAUUAAAUCAAUCUGUUUUGUUUGGUUUUACAAUGCACCAACAAAAUCUAGGUCAUAUUGCGCCAGAACAGGAAAGAUGAUUUUGGCUAGCCUCAAUUUUUAAAAUUUUUUAAAACAUCAGGGUCCAAUAUUUAUUGACAGCCCAAUAUUUGUAUUUUAUUAAAUGAAAUAUCCUUAAAAAUUCAAAUCAAAUAGACAGUUUCAAAUUAAAAGCAGGGCAUAUGAUAUUCAUUGCACAAAUUUUAUAAAUCACUCAAUUACAGAGAUAAAAAUCAGGACCCUUGCUAACAUUAUCCAGGUAAAAUACACUUAAUCAUUUGAAUUUAAGCUAUUGAUAUCAACAACCGGAAACCUUUUGUAAAUGGUAGCCUACCCAUAACAUGUCAGUAUCAUUAAGUACAGAAAAAUUUGGUAAUGUUGCCAUAGAGGGUUAAUAUCAUAAUAGUGCAAUUUCCCAUGAUUACUUUUUAUUCAUCACCUUCAUUAUAAUCAUUAUCAUCAUCAUCAUGGUCUUAUCAUCAUCAUCAUCAUCAUCUCAUCAUCAUCUCUUCAUCAUCAUCAUCCUUCUUAUUCUUCUAAUUUUCAUUAUUAACAUUAUCAUCAUCAUUAUAAUCAUCAUCAUCAUCAUCAACAUCAUCAUUGAAGUCUUAAAAGUCUUCUCAUCACCAUUAUUAUCAUCAUCAGCAAUUGAGCAUCUGAUAUUAUUAUCAUCAUUCAAGAUGAUCAACAUCACCAUCAGCAAUGUCUAAAGCCACAGAAUUAAAAUUGCAAACAUAUGAGAAAACAUGUUUCCUUGAGGAAACCAAUUAACAUAUUUGUAAAAGAGAAGUGGGGGAACAAAUUCAAAAAUAAGCAUAAAACACUUUCAAGAAACAUUACAACCUUUGCAUAGAAUAAAUAACAUGUUCAUUACAGAACAUACACAGAAAAUAUUUUCAACCUUUGCAUUAAGAGCUUGUCGGAAAAAUUUACAAAAUUUUGUAUAAAAACCUAGUUGAAAUAAUUUUUUAUUAUCACUGGUAUGAACCAUUUUACCUGCUAUGUAACGUACAUAUAGCUUUUUAUUACAUGCUUUUCGGUGGUUAAUAGAAAUAUAUCAGUGAAAUACCUGCGUGCACAUUACUGGAAACCAACUUAAUGACGUGACAUCGUAAAUGAUGUCACAUUCUAUUUUUAUUUGGCGCGCUUUUCAUCUAGUAUUAGGUUAAAACGUCUUUUUAAACGUUUCUUGCAUAUAAUAAAAAGAAAAUUUGUUUAGUUUAGUGUAAGAUCCAAAAUAUAUUUCACUUCGUGAACACCAAAAGUUUAUAUUUCACUUAUGGCUGCGCCAUUGUGAAAUAUACCUUUUGGGGCUCACAUGGUGAAAUAUAUUCCAAUCUUACACUGAACUAAACAAAUAUCCUCUAUCUAAUCAGCUACAUGGUUGCUGACAAAUUCAAUGACAAUUUUAGGAAGUUAUACAUGCAUAAAAAGCCCAUCCCAAAUUUUUACAAAAGAUAAACAAGAUAAAAUUGUCCCUUAUAAGUGACAAUCACAUUUUUUUUCAGCUGAAAGGAUGAAUAACUGUCAUCAUUGCUUAAACACACCUCUUUUUAUCAUUCAAGAGUCACUUCAUUAUAACGGGACAAUAACAGGAUAUGCCUUGACAAACACAUGCAUAUCAAAUAACUCAACAAUUCAUUAAAGAUUUUAAUCUGUUCUGGUAUGUUACCAGGGUAUUUAUCAAUAUUUGAAAUUUUCAAAUUUUACUUCCUUGUCUGGACUAUUGAACAAAAUUAUGGUCAUUUUCAAAUGAAUAAAACAUUUUUUCAAACUAAUAUGAAUUCAUAUGAGAUAUGAGUAUAAAAUUGUCAAACUUCGUCAAACAAGCUUAUUUUAUAGGAUGUUUCUGCAUGCUUUAAUUUUUAAUACAUUUAUUUUAAAUCUAAAUCUGUUGCUCACAAAUUCAUUUAGUACAGUCUCUUUGAGUCCCCUUGUGAGCCCCUGCUGCAGGGCAGAAUGAAGCAUAAUGGGCAGGGAAUGCUGAGAAUUAACCUUCUGUCCUACCCUGCCCUGCCAGACUUUGUUGUUGUUGUUGUUUUUGGUGCCAAAAUAGAAGGGGAAAAUUACAGAUUGAAAGUGUAAGGCAUUAAGCAAGGUUUUUUAUUAACCAUCUGACUGCCUGCAUGGUUUGAUCUUUACCAGGGUUUUAAAAAUCCAAAAACUCAAAGUCCUUGCUUUUUCCUUGAGUGCCAGCCCAGGCUUUUAAUAUUUUUUUUUGUAUAAAAACACUAGCAUAAAAACAGUAAUACAUAACCAAACAAAGCCCUCAUUUCAAGUCCAUUGACAAUAUUAUCAACUGCUAUGGCAAAAUUUUCUGAAUAGUUAAGAAAAUUACCUUUAGAUUCAAUGUCAAAGGACCUUGGCCUGAUACUUCAAAUUAUGAUAAAAUGAGAUUUUUCCGUGUAAAGGUUAGUUAAGGACCACGGUCAUACUUCAAUAUGAUAAAUCAGGUUUUUCCUAAAAUGAUCUGUCCAGGAUUUAAACUCUUAUUAAUUAUAGAAUGAAGAUUGUUUAAUAAUAUAGUAACUUAAAGAGUUGUUAACAAGCAGACAGACUGAAUAAAAACUAUAUUUCCACUAAUCUACACUAAUCUACAAUUGCAAGGGUGUUGUCUCAGGCACGAUUGAAAUAAACUGUAGUGCUGGUGCAUUAUGUCUAGCGUGUUCAUAAUUGUAGUUUACAGAAAACACCCGUAAAAAAAUUUAAACGCAUAAAUAUCUGUAUUUUGUUCAUAAAAAGUACCUUGCAUAUCAUAUUACCAUGGUAACACAGCAAAAUGAGGACAACCUGUAAAGUUGUUAUCAGAUCAAAUGUUCGGAGGUAAUUUUUUACUUCAGUUGUGUAACGGUUGAAUUGGCGGGAAGGUAUCUAUACACAUGAGUUCUAUUUUGUUAAAUGACAUGUGAAAAAUCAGUUGAACUAUUUGCAAAAUAUAUAGAGAAAUGAAGGAUUUCUAUUUAUAGGAAUUCUAACUAAAAUUAAUUUUGUUCAUAUCUGGAUGGUUUACAAAACAGCAUUUACUAAAUGAUAUAAAGACUUAGAUAUAAAUUGUAAUUAAACUUAAAAGAUGGAUAAAAAUAGUGAUAUAGUUAAAACUGGAACAGCUUUAUGUGAAACGUGCCAACGAAGUGGACGGCAAAAUCUUGCUGAAACGUUCUGCGUUCAGUGUCAGGAGUACAUGUGCAGACAAUGUUCCGAUCAUCACUUCCUGUUGCCCGUGACAAAGCAACACCGAUUGAUUCGGAACACGGAAAUGCCAUUACACAAAGUGAGCACAUCCCUAGCAGAAUUCUGUUCCGUGCAUUCUGGUGAGAUAUGUCAUUUUUAUUGCAAGACGCACAACGCUUUAAUUUGUUACAUGUGUAAUACAAGCAUACAUAAAGACUGUCGCAACAAACACCAGCUAUCUGAAUUGUCACAUGACAUAGUUAUAUCUGAGAAAUUCCUGAAAACUAGAGCUGAGGUAAAAGAAAUGCUACAGUUAUUCAGCACACUUAAAACACAGCUUGUUAGCAGUUUACAUGCCGCACGUGCUAAACAUGACUACUCCGCUCAAGUACAGCAGACAACCAGUUUGGAUAAUAGCGAACAGAUUCAAAACCUUAUAAACACACAUGAAGAGUAUAGAAAUAAAGAGGCAGACGAGAUAUGCCAUCUCCUUUAUCAAUGCGACACAGAAAUUCAUAGGGCCGACACCCUCAAUACCGAUCUCGACACUUUACGGCGCACCCAGCAACAUGUACAAUUACAUAUUUCUCUUCAAAAUGCCUUACAAGUACUUCCACAUAUGACGGCAAUUUAUAAAGAAAUUGUUAGAAAAAACAAACAAAAUACUCAUGCAAUACUAAUCAUUGAGGAACCAGUGCCAAUACCAAAAGACAAAUGGAGGGGUACUAUUAAAGAAAAGUAUCCUAGGCCGACAAAUGAAUUUGAGAGAUAUAAAUUGUGGUUGAGCUUUUGUUGCUUAUCAUAUCUUCCUAUGUUAUUUACGUUUAAGGUCAUCAUUACAUUAAUUUUGAUCCUGUGUUGGUAUAUAUUUAGAGAAACAUAGCGACCCAACUUCUUUUUCAGCAUGUGAAGAUAUCAAUGUAUGUGCUUUAAUCCGAGUUUUACAUAGUUAAAAGUUCUUAGCAUGAAAAAAAAAAAAUGUUUCAUUAAAACAUUAUGUAACGUGUACCGAGCGGAUGUACAACGAAUAUAUAAUAAAUUUUUCUUUGGGCUACCUGCCGUUUGAUUAGAUACAAAUGAUUAUGAAACUAUCAUAUAUCAUAAAGAAUCAGCUUGAAUCAUUAUACUCCGAAAUGCACUUUUAAAUUCUAAAUAUGUCACAAUACAGUAAAUAUGUUUACAAUAUAACACUAUGAAAUAAUUCAAAAGCUAUAGAUAUCACGCUGCAACCCGAUAAUUGCUUAUAGUCCAGCAACUACCUCCCUAUCUAUGAAGCGAGGCUUCUAUUUAGAUAGAAAGAUAAGCUGCUGGCAGGGAUUACAACAAAGUUCCAACUAUUUUAUCUAUACAAACUUAUUUAUUAUUAGUAUAUCUCUGGAUUUUUAAUACCUAUAUGUUACCAAUUCCCUGAUAGCGAGGCUUUCAGAAAAUAUGGAAAUCUAUAAGUACCCAGAGUCAAAUCAAUUCAUAAACUUUAAUCUAUCAACACUCUAUCCAUGAAGCUAGGCUUCAAUUAGAUUAACAAGGAUAUUUAGUUCUACCUAUGAAGCUAGGCUUCACUUCGGUAGAGGAAAUUAUCCUCUAUGUAUGAAGCGAGGCUUCAGUUACAUAGAAUAACCUGGUCCCGGUGAAUUCCUCUGCAGACUGAUUAAUUUUGCUCUAAUCGCCUUAUUUAUACCUGAUGAGAUGAUCGCUCAAGCAUGACUUAUUUUCAUUGGCUGAUCAAAGUAAUCCUGAUCACUGAGACGUUAAUUUCAUUAUAUGAUAUCAAACGUUCAUUGAAAAUACGUAUACCAGACGUAUAUUGUAAAGUACCGUAAACUUAAAUAUAUUGUCUCAAUAUAAACAAUUAACAUAAUUGUAAAAGUAAACACUAAAAUCAUUUCAGCAAACGAUAAUCUUUAUUCAAAACUAGCUAAUUAUAAAAAAAUGCCAAAACGUUACAAUUAUACAUUGAACAAUAUACUGAAUAAAAACUGAAAGUCAUAAUAAAACUAGCAGAAUUUUACAUCAUGUAUCAUGAUUUGAGAUUAUUUUUAAGCUACAGAGAGAGAGAGAGAAAAAACUGGCAUGCCUCAGUAGGAAAACAAAACACGGGUCUCUGGACUGCUUGUCCAGUAUGCUAACCACUCCACCACAGCUGCUAUUGCAUUUUAUUCGUGCUAGUUUUAAGUUAUUUUUAGCUUGUACAUUCUGAUGUCAUCACUUUUAUUACCAGAGUGGCAAGUUAUUUAUAGCUACUUUUACAACUGACUGACUACAUUUAAGUAAUACAUGUUUUCUUAUUAUAAAUAUUCUCAUCGGUCUGGAACUGGAUUCCAAUUUAAUGCAAGCAGCUCGAUAACCACAAGACAAGUUGAGUAAAUUGCAAGAACAACUUUCAGCAGUGGAAAAACGCCGCAAAGUUACCUUUAAAGAGUUACAAUCACUCUUAGGGCUGUUAAAUUUCUGCUGCCAAGUUGUUUCACCUGGUCAUGCAUUUUUACGCCGCCUCAUUGAUCUUACCAAAACGGUUUCAAAAUCCCACCAUAGGAUCUUGUUGAAUAGUGAAAGUCGCAAAGACCUACAGGCAUGGUUAUUAUUUGUUAAACAUUUUAAUGGCAAAAAUUUGCUUCUGCACAAACGUUGUAUACAGCACACUCUUUCUUGGAGGUGCGACCCAUGCUCAUAAAAUUUGGCCGAUGGAAAGCCACAGCAUACCUUAAAUAUAUCCGUCCCUCGGCUCUUCCUAUUUACACAAGUCAUUAAUUCUUAUUAAAAUUCCUUUUGUUCGCUUUUCACAAUUUCAUAGCCUGUCUAGUAUAGACAUAUUUGGAAAUUCCUCCAUGUUUCAUGAUCUGUCCGUACAAGGCAGCAGAUCAAAUAAAUUCAUUGGGUAUAACACGUCUUAGUCUCAGAAAAACUGAACGCCAUUACAGUAAUUUUAUAACAACUGACAGUGUAAGGCUGCAGUUAUAGUCUGAAGUUAUAGUCUGAAUUAUUUUUCUGACGGUUCCAGGCCGCAGUUUGUUCAUGUGUUGCUAAUUGCAAUCAUAAAAUUGUUGCUAUUUCUUAAUCUUGUCAUAGUAAAGUAUUUGACUUUAUGCUUAAUGCCUGAUGGUAUAAGGCCGCAGGUUAUGCAUUGUUGAGGUAUAAAAAUGUAUUUUACCUGGCACAUCAAUUAGGAUCUCAAAUUGAUAUUUGUUUUAGAUUAUAUGUACAUAUUGUAACACCAUUGUUAUUGCUAUGCUUCUUAUCGUCUACAUAUAUAUGAUUUGAUAUGUUUUCCUAAGAAUUUGCUAUGGGCUAUUGCAACAUUUAAUGAUGAUGGCAGUUUUUAUACAUCGUGUUUAUAUUGACUGUAUCUCGUGAUUUGAUUAUUUUAAGCCGCUGCUUCAUAAUACCCUUUAAAUGCAUAUGUUGUAUAUUAUCUGUGUUAGGAUAAACUACUGACAGUAUAAGGCUGCAGUUAGAACACAUUGCCAGAAGGUGAUAACAUUUCAUUGCUUUUUAUAGCAACAUUUUACCACAUUUAAUUGUUUAUGCUAUAUAUAUGCUGUUGAUUUUGCCACAUAUUUGUAAACUGCGAUUUACAUGACAGAUUUUGCAAUAUUUCAUAUCAUUUGGUGUAUAUAUUAUCAUUUCAACAUUAUUUUGUUACUUUAUAGAAUCUUCUUACUUUAAGGUUGCUUGUGUUACUGUUAUAUACAUACUGUUGAUCUUACCACUUCUUUGUAAACUGACAGUACAAGGCUGCACUUUACGUGACAGAUUUACAAUUUUCAUAUAAUUUGGUGUACAUAUUCUUAUUUCAACAUUAUUUUGAUAAUUUUAUAGGAUCUUACAACAUCAAAGUGGCUCUCUUACAGUCUAGUCUCUUUGGUAACCUCCCAGGUUUACCAUUCAGAAAUUUUUUAUAACAUGUUUUAUAUGUAAUAGUUUUAAUUAAUGUCAGUUAUGGCAUUUUCAAUACAUGUCCUUUUUCAUUCAA